Messenger RNA from Vicia villosa (hairy vetch), 900 nucleotides. RefSeq lists its product as uncharacterized. Lineage: Eukaryota; Viridiplantae; Streptophyta; Magnoliopsida; Fabales; Fabaceae. The record is from RefSeq and is a predicted model, not a curated record. The transcript has a single exon. The coding region runs from base 1 to 900 and encodes 299 amino acids.
AUGGCCUUGGGGAUAUAUGGUAUAGUGUUGUUUCCGAAUAUCGUGGAUUUCAUUGACAUGAGUGCCAUCCACAUAUUUAUCAUGAAAAAUCCAGUGCAUACAUUUCUGGGAGAUGUUUAUCAUUCUGUUCAUCACAAGAAUAGCCAAAGAAGGGGGUUAGUAAAGUGUUGUGCACCACUGUUGUAUCAAUGGUUCAGAUCACAUCUUCCCGAUCGUGGUGCUUUUGUUGAAACUAAGAGCACGUCAAGAUGGGAUGGUAGAAUCAUGGGACUUGUUGCCAAGGAUAAUGUUUGGUACAACAAAGGGCUAGACGAAGCAGAGAUUAUUUUUGGUUGCGGAAAGUUUGAUAAUGUGCCUCUGAUGGGCUUAAGGGGAGGAAUCAAUUAUAACCAUGUCUUAGCUAUGAGGACUUUUCGGUAUUCCUUCACUAGUCCUCCUGUUGAAAAGGAAAUUGUUGAUUCUCUAUUUUAUCAUUUGGUUACUAAUGCUGGUAAGAUGGAAGAAGUUGUGCAAGCUUGGAAGAACGUUCACCGGAAGGAUAAAACGCAUUUGGGUAAAAAAUAUUGUGCGACGUAUGUGGAUUAUGUUGUAUGGGUGAAAUUUGUGGCUAAGGCUCAAGGGAUGCCUUUCCCUCCUAAGGAUCCUUUAUAUCCCCCAUCUUCUGAGCAACCCACAACUGUUUCCAUGCCUUACUUUAAUCAUGUGGUGAACCAAAACAGAAACCUGACUACAAAGAUGGAAAUGGUGCUUAUCUACAUGAAUAUCGAUCGACAAGAGAAACUUGUGAUUUCCCAUCAGUUAAAGCAGAAAGAAAAAGAGCUCGAAAGAUUGUAUGGCAGAGGGAGUACCUCUCAAAAGAAAUCUCAAACUCUUGUUGAUUCUAAAGCUGUUGCAACUUAG